Messenger RNA from Closterium sp. Naga37s-1, 735 nucleotides. The record is from the annotation of a GenBank genome assembly. Lineage: Eukaryota; Viridiplantae; Streptophyta; Zygnematophyceae; Desmidiales; Closteriaceae.
AUGCGGGUGGCGUGGCGCGGCAUCGAUUCCUUUCGAUCGCACGGCAAAGGGCCGCCCAUUUUGCCCACUCCGCCGCAUCGGCGCGCGCGAAACCCCUCCCGUUGCGAGCGUUUCCCCACCUCCCUCUCCCGCCGUGGCUGUGACUCGCGGCGGCGGGGAGGCGCGUCGAGCUGGGAGGCGGAGCACUGGGCUGGCCCGUUCGCCACAGCGAGGCAGCUGGUGCGGGGAAGGCGCAGAGGGACGUGGGGCGCGCACAGGGGGAAACGCGGGGGAAAGGGAGGACCGUCUCAAACCGUCCUUACGCGGCCUCAAACCGCUCCCCCGUGGCAGCAACCCUCCCCCCCGUCGCCACGCCUCAACCUGCCCGCCGACGCGACCGACCUGCGCGCCGGCGCGGACGACCAGCGCGGCGACGCGGACGACCUGCGCGGCGACGCGGCCGACCAGCGCGCUGACGCGGACGACCUGCGCGCCGCCGCGGACGACCUGCGCGCAGCCGCGGACGGUCAGCGCGCUGUCGCCAGCGACCUGCACGCCGACGCGGCCGGCCAGCGAGUGACCGCCGACGACCCACGCGCUGACGCGGACGGCCAGCGCGCGACCGCCGACGAGCCGCGCGCUGACGCGGACGGCCAGCGCGCGGCCACGACGAACCGCGCGCCGACGCGGAUGGCCAGCGCGCGGCCGCCGACGACCUUGCGCCGACGCGGACGGCUGGCGCGGAGCCGCGGCUGA